Molecule: messenger RNA, 1540 nt
Organism: Astyanax mexicanus (Mexican tetra)
Lineage: Eukaryota; Metazoa; Chordata; Actinopteri; Characiformes; Acestrorhamphidae
Product: ras-related protein Rab-9A
Exons: 2
Coding region: 259-867 (202 amino acids)
Biological process (GO): Rab protein signal transduction; retrograde transport, endosome to Golgi
Cellular component (GO): lysosome; late endosome; phagocytic vesicle
Molecular function (GO): GTP binding; GTPase activity
Source: RefSeq, a predicted model, not a curated record
CAAACAGAUUAAAUGACUUCAGAGGGUCUGUAAUCUGUAGUGUGUGUGUGUGUGUGUGUGUGUGUGUGUGUGUGUGUGUGUGUUGGGUCAUAUGAGAAUGCUGUGAGGAGCCUGGGGGCGCCGCGGCUCUGAGGAACCUCUCAGUGAGAUGAUGUGAGAGCUGGAGGUGUACACUGCUCGGGAUGGCUCCUGUCGACUCGCGACGCUAACGUGCAGUUUUGUCGGUUGUGUGUGUGCUGACCAGGAAUCUUCCUCAUCAUGUCCUCCAAGUCAUCUCUGCUUAAGGUGAUCCUACUGGGGGAUGGAGGUGUGGGCAAGUCCUCCCUCAUGAAUCGCUACGUAUCCAACAAGUUUGACACACACCUCUUCCACACUAUUGGUGUUGAAUUCCUCAACAAAGAGAUUGAAGUAGACGGACGGCUGGUCACUUUACAGAUCUGGGAUACCGCCGGCCAGGAGCGGUUUCGUAGUUUACGCACACCAUUUUACCGUGGCUCCGACUGCUGCCUACUAACAUUUAGUGUGGAUGAUAGCCAAAGUUUCCUCAACCUAAACCACUGGAGAAAAGAGUUUGCAUAUUACGCUGACGUCAAGGAACCAGAGAGCUUUCCUUUUGUCAUUCUUGGAAAUAAAGUUGAUGUGACCGAGCGGCAAGUGGCAGUAGAGGAAGCACAAAGGUGGUGCCAUGAGAAUGGUGGGCAUUCCUACUUUGAGACCAGUGCGAAGGAUGCCACGAACGUUGCAGAGGCUUUUGAGGAGGUGGUAAGGUGCGUCUUGGCUUCGGAAGAUCGGCACGAGCAUCUGUUGCCAACAGAUACUGUGGAUUUGCACCGGAAAAAAAAACGCUCCAGCACCCGCUGCUGUUGAUUGCGUGUAAUGACUUUGAACAUUUUGUAGGGGAGUUUCACUGAUUUUUCAACAUGUAUACAAGUUUCAGUUGUUGUAGUUUGUUGCAGAGAAACGUGCAGAAUGGACAGUGAUGCUGAUUCAAUCCAAUGUUUUAUAUUUUUGAUCAGAUGCACAAUUUCUACGUAGCGACCUAUUUUUACUGACACUUUUUGCAAAGGAUUUGAUACUCUUCAAAUAUUACAAUGAUACAAAUACACCAGAAACACCCAGCAGAACACUAUAUGAGUCUUCAGCGCUAUGAAGUGGAAGCGGAAUCCACUGUGCAACCAAUUUUGUGUUUCUUUCAAGAAAUAAAGUUAUCUAAUUUUAUUUACUACCCCAAAAAAUUUAAGACUACACGUGUGAGUUUGUGUAAUAUUGAUGAAGGUUAAAUUGUAGUAAAUCUGAAAAAUAUGCAGUUUUGGAACUGUGUAAUAUGUUUUAAAAAUAUGUUUUAUCCCAAAUCUUUGUCUUUGUCAGUGAUUCAGGUCUCAGACAGUUUCAUAUAACUUCCUGUAAUAGCUUUCUGUGGUGUAGCUUUACACAUCUUAUUGCUGUCCUGUCACUGCUGCAGUCAGCAAAACUGACCCUGUAAGUGUCUCUACAAUGGAUUGUUUUAGCUCAAACCACUGAAUAAAGUUUUACACUCUUA